Messenger RNA from Plasmodium vivax (malaria parasite P. vivax), 1017 nucleotides. RefSeq names its product Pv-fam-b protein. The record is from RefSeq and is a predicted model, not a curated record. The transcript is spliced from 2 exons. Lineage: Eukaryota; Apicomplexa; Aconoidasida; Haemosporida; Plasmodiidae. Bases 1 to 1017 code for a protein of 338 amino acids.
AUGAUGAUCGCCACUUUGCCGAGAGUUUUCUUGCUGGUCUUUUUGCCAUUAGCUCACAACUACGACAGCGGAUCGAGCUCAUGCAGUGUACAGUUAAGGAAGAACAACUUCGCUGAAACAUCCCAACUGAGAACCAGUCGACUGCUCGUGGCAGACAUCGACACGGAACUCGAAUCAGUUUACGACUCAGAGGCCAGCUUCUGGAAUAUUAAAAAUAGAUAUGAAGAAGAUCAAAGCGAUGCUGAAACUGUGUAUGAAGAGUCCCUGGCAGGUGAUGAGAAGGAGAAAAUUCCAUUAAAAGGAAGAUCCGGUUUAAGCUAUACCAUCGACAAGCGUAUGUUAGAAAAAAUUGAGAACAAAGGAAUAUUAAAAUGUCUGGAACAUGAUGAAGAAAUAAGAGAAAAUGAGGAACGACUUAAUCUUUUGAAGCAAAAAAUAAUGAACAGUAAAAUUUAUAAUGCGGAGGAUCAGCAGAAGUUGCUUGAAGGGCUAGAAAAAAUUAAUAUGAUGAAGGAAAAAUUAACGAAGAUGAAGCUAAUGAACACCCAAGUACUUAAAAUGAUAGAUAAUCAGAAGAAGUUAAGAGAAGAUGGAGGCUUGGUCCAAUCAAAGCCCAGCAAGGCUGCACGCUCCUCAGAUGGUAUGAGGAAAAAGAAAAAGUCUGUGCGCAACCCCAUCCGCAUGCUGGAUUCCCAAAUUGAAAAAAAAAUAUUUGAAGCGUGCCGUUAUAUUGAUGAAUGUAAAAACGACCCCAAUAUUAGCAAACAGAAAUAUAAGAUGAGAAAAUUUAAGAAAUACUGUUUAUUAUUUGGCUUACCCUUUGUGCUCAUAGUAUCCACAUUUUCUUAUUUAUCUUAUGAUGCGGAACCUACUACUAUGUUUGUAUUUGCUGUCGCAGGUUUUAUGUUAAUUCUUUACAUCCUGAUGAAGAAGAUGAGAAGUGACAAAAAAAAACGUGACAUAAGCAAACCUCGUUUCAAGGAUCACUCGGAAAGCUCCAAAAGAUCUCUAAAAUGA